AUGUCGUUCGCCGCGUGCGCGUUUCUCGACGCACGUGGUGUCAUCGCGUCUACCGCGCGCGUCGUGCGACGAGAGACGAAGCGAGGACACGAUGCGACGCGACCAAAGUCGUCAAAAAGCAACCUCGACGUCACUCGAAACAAAACCGACGCCGCCGCGCCUUUGGACGUCUACGACCGCCGCGCGCGCGCGCACGUGAUCGGAUUAUGCGCGUGCAUUGCCCUGGUGAACCCACAGGGCGCGAACGCGAUCACGGAGAAUCAAAUGUUAUGGCUCGAGGCGUGGCGCGCGGUGGACAAGGCGUACGUCGACAAGACGUUCAACGGCACGAAUUGGUUCAAGCUCAGAGAGAGUGGGAUCAAGCAGCUCGAUUUAUCCGAUACUGACUCGACGUACGAGGCGAUUCGGGGGAUGUUGCAGAAGUUGGACGAUCCGUUCACGCAAUUUUUGGAGCCGGAGAAGUACGCGAGCGUCACGGAUAGGACGAUGAAGGCGGACGUGAGCGGGGUCGGGGUGGAGAUGGGAUUUACAGACGAUAAACGAAUCAUCGUCGUGGCACCCGUACCUGGGGGGCCGUCCGCCGAGGCAGGGGUGAGGGCGAAGGACUUGAUCGUCGAAGUGGAUGGGUCGGCGACAAAGGGCAAGAGCCUGUAUGAAGUCGCGGACGAGCUCUCGGGGCCGCAAGGGAGUAAGGUGACGCUCACGGUCGAUCGCGACGGGAAGAAGGAGCAGAUCGUAGUGCAACGACGACGUUACACCGUGAUUCCGGUGACGUCGGAGAAGUGCGACGUUGACGGUGGGAAGAAGAUUGGAUACGUCAAGCUCUCGACGUUCAAUCAAGUCUCUGGGAAGGAGACGAAGAAGGCUCUGGAGCAGCUCAAGAGCGAGAACGUGGACGCGUACGUAUUGGAUUUAAGGGAUAACGUUGGAGGGCUGUUUCCGGGCGCGUUAGAGAUCGCCAAGGCAUUGAUAAACGAGGGGACGAUCGUGUACAUCGCCGACUCCACCGGUGAGCGCGAUGUCUUCGAGGCGGAUCGAACCGCGCUCGACGCGAAGACGCCGCUCAAGGUUCUCGUCAACCGAGGCACGGCCAGCGCCUCGGAAGUUCUCAGUGGUGCUCUGAAGGACAACAAACGCGCGGUGAUCAUGGGUGAGCAGACUUUCGGUAAGGGUUUAAUCCAAACGUUGGUGCCGCUCUCCGAUGGAUCCGCCGUGAGCGUCACCGUCGCCCAAUACCGCACACCCUUGGGCACGGACAUCAACAAAAUUGGAAUUACCCCGGACCGACCGUUACCUCUCGAUGCAAACGGUACGGACGCGGUGCCGUCGAACGCGCAGGACUUUUGCGCGUACGCCCGCUCCGCGCCGUCGCUCUUCCUCGACUGA
Messenger RNA from Ostreococcus tauri, 1386 nucleotides. RefSeq names its product C-terminal-processing peptidase S41A. The coding region runs from base 1 to 1386 and encodes 461 amino acids. Gene Ontology annotation, molecular function: protein binding; serine-type peptidase activity; endopeptidase activity. NCBI's taxonomy places the organism in Eukaryota, Viridiplantae, Chlorophyta, Mamiellophyceae, Mamiellales, Bathycoccaceae. The transcript has a single exon. The record is from RefSeq and is a predicted model, not a curated record. Gene Ontology annotation, biological process: proteolysis.